Molecule: messenger RNA, 1379 nt
Organism: Gossypium arboreum
Lineage: Eukaryota; Viridiplantae; Streptophyta; Magnoliopsida; Malvales; Malvaceae
Product: protein REVEILLE 6
Exons: 9
Coding region: 104-1027 (307 amino acids)
Molecular function (GO): DNA binding
Source: RefSeq, a predicted model, not a curated record
AUAUACAAACUCAACUGCCUUCUCCAAACGCCACAUUGUUCGUUGUACUUAAAAAAAGCUAACAUUAAGGGGGGAAAAAAAGAAACCAUCCCGAAAAUCUUACAUGGUAUCGAAAAACCCGAACCCGGCCGAGGGAUUUUACCUGGAUCCUACCGGAAUGGCGUUGCCAGGCCUGGGACCCUUCGCCGCCACAGAUGCGGCGGCUUCCACGGUUUCAUCUUCCGAGGAUCCGAAUAAGAAAAUCCGAAAGCCCUACACCAUAACCAAGUCCAGAGAGAGCUGGACUGAACCUGAACACGACAAGUUCCUCGAGGCUCUCCAGCUAUUUGACCGUGACUGGAAAAAGAUCGAAGCAUUUGUCGGGUCAAAGACUGUUAUUCAGAUUCGUAGUCAUGCCCAGAAAUAUUUUCUAAAGGUUCAGAAGAAUGGAACAAAUGAACACCUACCUCCACCUCGACCUAAAAGGAAAGCAGCUCAUCCAUAUCCACAGAAAGCCUCAAAAAAUGUUCAUGUACAGCCACAAGCAUCAGGGUCUCUUCAAUCAUCGAAUGCAUUAGUUGACACUGGAUGUGUUCUGAGAUCUGAUCCCUCAUUGAUGCUUAUGAACCCUGUUACUGCGGCGUCUUCCUGGACACACAAUGAACAAACCAUCAGUUUCUCACAAGCUAAAAAAGGUUCUGGAAUGGCCAAUAAAUCUAGGGGCAGCUCAAUGAGCACCCCACAGAGGCGACAAAUUGGAGAGAUGACUAAUCAGGGAAAUCAUGGUCAUGCACUAAGAGUGUUGCCUGACUUUGUUCAAGUAUACAGUUUUAUUGGCAGUGUCUUUGAUCCAAACACUACCGGUCAUCUCCAGAAACUUAAAAAGAUGGAUCCCAUAGACAUUGAAACGGUGCUGUUGUUGAUGAGAAACCUCUCCAUCAAUCUGACAAGUCCUGAUUUCGAGGAUCAUAGAAAGCUGCUUUCUUCCUACGAGAUUGACACAGAGACAAUUUAUCAUGGUGGUGCGUGUAAAGCCGUCGGUACUUGACAAUGACCUGUCUGGAAAUUACUUAAUAAGAAGCUCUAGAAUCAAAAAGCGACAUAUACUAUAUGAUGUUCCGUUAGUAUAUUUAUUGUUUGAUAGGAUCACCGGCUGCAAAUUUUCCGAAUAAUUUCCCCCAUUCUGCGAUCGUGUAUAUACACUGUGAGAGAACUGGGUGCAGCAGAAUGAAAGGAAAAAGAAUGGCAAAGAGAGUGUACAGUGCUUAUCUUUUUGGUUUUUUUUUUUUUUUGAAGUGGGUAUUUUGUACAAUACAGUGUCUUGUGUAUUCAAGUUUUGACUGCUUGUUUAUAAAUAUAUAUAUGCUAUGUUGGUAUAUGACAUAGUAUUUGUGUAAGAA